GAAGCUAAAAAGUUUAAGAAAAACAUUCCUCGAAAAUUCUUCGAAUACGCAAUUAGAAAGCCACAAACUUCCCUCCACUUCAACGGUAGUAUGAUCCAACGCUCUGAAACAUCUAAACAGACAAUUUUCAAAAAUCAAGUCAUACAAAAUCAUUCCGUUAUAAGGCAUUCCCUUGUGUCGAGCAAAAGAAAAAUUCAGUUCUAAGUUGUUUGAAUGGCGUCUGACGGAGCUUUCUUCAACCCUAGCAAGAAGCUCAAGGAAGAUUUUGUGAGUAAUUUGGAUGGAACAUCAUUGCUUGAAAUUGCAUCCAUCUCUGCUAUUGUGCCGGUUUUCAUCCUCCUGCGACAGUGGGAUGUUUUUAACCUCAAAUGGGAUCAAGGUGUAUCUGCCAAGAUUGAGAUAGAGAAGCACAGUAGCACAAACACAGGAUCGAAAGAUUGGAGGAACUACACAUUUAACUUGAUUAUUGACUUUUGUCUCAUUGUGCUACCAGUGCUCUCUUUCUUAACAAUUCUGGCAGAUUGGACAUUUGUUCUUACUGUAUGCCUGGUGCUUCUUGCAUUAUUUAGAAUUUUCUGUACACGGUUUUGGCCUCAUUCUGGGAUUUUAUCCCAAACCAAGAGCGCGUCGACAUCCUAUUGGAAGCAAAGCCUAUCGUCGUCUAGAUUUAUAAUGAUGCUGUUGACAAGCUUGUCAAUCUUGGCUGUGGACUUCAGAAUAUUCCCUAGAAGAUAUGCUAAGACUGAAACUUAUGGUACAGGACUAAUGGAUCUUGGGGUUGGGUCAUUUGUAGUUGCAAAUGCAAUGGUUUCAAGACAGGCACGCGAUAUUUCUAUGAAAGAUGGAGAUGCAAUUAAGAGGGUAGCUCCCCUACUUUUGCUUGGUUUUGCUCGCUCAAUUCUUACAAAAGGGGUUGACUAUCAGGUGCAUGCUGGCGAGUACGGUGUACACUGGAAUUUCUUUUUCACUCUUGCUGCAGUGGUCAUUUUGACAUCUAUGAUCCAUAUUCGUCCUCAAUAUUGUGGCUUCUUUGGAUGUUUGAUACUCGUAGUUUAUCAAGUAGCUCUACUAUGUGGGCUAAAUAAGUACCUUCUCUCAGAUGGGAGGGGUACAAAUAUUUUCAGUCUGAACAAAGAAGGCAUCUUCAGUCUUUUUGGAUAUUGGGGCUUAUACCUUGUUAGUGUCAACAUAGGUUAUCAUCUCUAUUUCCUAAGAAAACCUAUCAGUGCUAGAAUUGUUCGAGUUGAAGGCCAGUCAAGACUACUUAUUGAAGUUUGGCUCCUUUGUGGUUUAUUUUGGGGAUUGACAAUCCUCUUCGAUCAAUUUGUGGAGAAAAUUUCACGUCGCAUGUGCAAUUUCGCAUACACAUCGUUUGUUUUGGCAGUAAAUGCUGAGGUGGUUGGGAUAAUUAUGCUUGCAUAUUUAAUCCCUACAAGGAAACAGUUGGUCAUUGUUGAGGUGUUUAAUCAGAACUUGCUUGCAAGUUUCCUCUUGGCAAAUAUAUUGACAGGGCUUAUAAAUAUUUCGGUGGAAACUCUUUUUGUUUCUCCAUUUGUAGCAUAUUGCAUCCUACUUGCUUAUGCGGUAGCUUUGGUAUCGGGAGUUGCUAUUCUAAAGUUUUGUGAUUUAAAACUAAAAUUCUGAUAUAAGAGUACUUUUUUCUCACUCAAGAAUGAAGGCUUUUAAACCAUUUAAGUCCAAUUCUUUCAGCGGCAAUAAUAAUUUCUCUUAAGAUGUGUAUUUGUGGCAUUGUCAAUAAUGCGUUACAUGCACCAUGUCGAUUCUAAUGUUUGAGUAUUAAGAAAAUUGCAUCUUUGACAUUUUUUUACA
Molecule: messenger RNA, 1830 nt
Organism: Cryptomeria japonica (Japanese cedar)
Lineage: Eukaryota; Viridiplantae; Streptophyta; Pinopsida; Cupressales; Cupressaceae
Exons: 16
Coding region: 214-1644 (476 amino acids)
Biological process (GO): protein localization to plasma membrane; GPI anchor biosynthetic process
Cellular component (GO): membrane; endoplasmic reticulum
Molecular function (GO): glucosaminyl-phosphatidylinositol O-acyltransferase activity
Source: RefSeq, a predicted model, not a curated record